AUGACUUUAACAUGUAUUUGCAGCAAACUGCAUUUGACAAUUUGUAGGUUCAUACCAGAACAUCGCAAGCAAGGUAAAUUAUACUGGGUUUAUAGCGUGUUCUAUGAUUGGCAGGUUCGUGAAUAUGAGCUAACAAAGGAAAACUUCUCGCGCACUGGGAACUUUGGCUUUGGAAUCCAAGAGCACAUUGAUCUUGGAAUCAAAUACGACCCCAGCAUUGGGAUUUAUGGCAUGGAUUUCUAUGUGGUGUUGGGACGUCCUGGUUUCAACGUUGCCGAACGAAAAAGGAAACGAAGCCGUGUCGGCUUUAAGCAUCUGAUCACGAAGGAAGAAUCCAUGAAGUGGUUCCAACAGAAGUAUGAUGGCAUUUUGCUGUCUUCCAAGAAGAAGAAGUGAUGGUGCUUUUUCCUUUUUUUUUUGUAAAUUCUUUGCCUUGAAAUAUGCCCAAUUAAAUGCUGGAUCAAUACCACCAACAUGGUGUUA
This is a messenger RNA of Orbicella faveolata, 483 nucleotides long. RefSeq names its product large ribosomal subunit protein uL5-like. Gene Ontology annotation, cellular component: ribosome. Gene Ontology annotation, biological process: translation. Gene Ontology annotation, molecular function: structural constituent of ribosome. The record is from RefSeq and is a predicted model, not a curated record. NCBI's taxonomy places the organism in Eukaryota, Metazoa, Cnidaria, Anthozoa, Scleractinia, Merulinidae.